AUGAUGAGGGGUUUUGUGAAUCUGGUGACGAUUAACUGGAUCGAACGCGCUUAUUCAGUGCGCCGCAUGGAUCCUUACAAGCAGUUCUUCUACCAGUCAGCAAAAGCCGCAAUUGAUGCAGCAGAUGAAGCAGCCAUGAAACAAUCUGUUCCAGGGUUGCAUACCCUGGAGCUGCCGCGCUCAGUCAUGAACUUCACUGCAUCAGACUGUGGAGGCACCAUGGAUAUGUUCGCGCUCUUCAGGCCCCGGCCCCGGGCCACUUGCGAAGGCAGACUUGUCUAUUUCAACAGGAUCGGCGAGGCCGGGCUGUACGACGCCGACAAACAUGUACACAGCACCCUGAGCGUCCUCAACGAGCCUAAGGGAACAAGUCCCAUGUGCCUGUCCAUGUUGCCGCAUCCUGGCACCAACAAAGACAACAUGUAUGUCCUCGACGGUUCCCCUGGGAGGGCCAAUGGUCGAUGCUUCGAGGUCCUUGAGCCUAUGCCCAACCCGUCUGGAUUGAGAAGCAACUGUGGGUGGCCGGACUGGCGUUGGCGGCUUCUUCCACCACCUCCAUUUAUCCAUGAAUCUGGGUACAUGCCCUCCUCCAUUACUGCCUACACCACAGUAGUCGACGUCAACGGCUGUUCCUCCAUCUACGUAUCAUUUGCUGGCGGAAUCGGCACCUACAAGUUCGAGACGGCACGGCCUGACCCUCGGAGCCAUCUAGGAUGGAGCCCCUCGGAGGAGUGGAGCUACGUCGGGGCAUGGACGCUGCCCUUUGAUGGCAGAGCUCAGUACGUCCCUGAGUUCGACCUAUGGUUUGGCUUCUCUGACUUCAGCCCUAGCCACCUGUCUGCUGUGGACCUCUCUGCAAUAGACGGUGAACAGCCACCCACGGCCCUGCAAGUUGGGCAAGAUCUGAACCUACCUGACAAAGAGUACUGGGUUCCAGUAUAUCUCGAGCUUGUCAACCUGGGCGAUGGCAAGUUUCUCAUCGCUAGGAUAUUUGAGAUAGAAGAAACCCUUGAGCAGUUUGCUGUGUUAACCGGCAUAGAGAUGAUGGCUGGUGUUGGUGAUGAUCACAGCGUUAAGGUGGUCAAGCACAAGUGCGUACGUUAUACCUUCGGGGAUGACGCCAUCAAGUGUGUUCUCUAA
This is a messenger RNA of Lolium perenne, 1140 nucleotides long. RefSeq lists its product as uncharacterized. NCBI's taxonomy places the organism in Eukaryota, Viridiplantae, Streptophyta, Magnoliopsida, Poales, Poaceae. The record is from RefSeq and is a predicted model, not a curated record.